AUAAAAAUAAAUAAAAACACAUUUUCAUACUCGAAGUGUAGUCCAAUUCAGUCCUUUCAGGGAAAAAACACAAAAUACGGUGUUUAGUCACAGCUUUUGAAAAUGGUGGGCUUAGAGUGUAGGCGGUUUUGAUUGGCAAAUCUGAAUUGGGUUUUUGAAAUAAUGGCUAGGCGUCAUGGAUGGCAAUUCCCUGUUCAUACUUUUCAAAUUGUGGCUGUAACAGUUUUCUUCCUGCUUUCUGUUGCAUUCUAUUCCUUUUUUGCUCCCUUCCUUGGGAAGGACAUCUAUGAAUAUGUGGCCAUUGGUGUUUAUUCUGUCUCGGCGCUCUCUGUAUUUAUUCUUUAUGUACGAUGCACUGCAAUUGAUCCGGCUGAUCCUGGAAUUCUGCUAGGAGCUGAUGAGACAGCAGGCCAUAAAUCAGAAAAUGACACAUAUCUGCCUGGAAAUUCUGCUGAAGAACCUAGCAAGACAAGGUUAAAAAAUGGAGGAAAAUCCAAUAAAUACGGUUCAAGUUGGUGUUCAAGACUCGGAGAUUUCUUUUGCUGUUUUCUUGUGAAACAAGAUUGCCGAAAAGAUGAAGAUAUUCUACAGCAAGAAUCUGGAGAGGAGGCUUUGUUCUGUACACUUUGCAAUGCUGAGGUACGCAAAUUCAGCAAACAUUGCAGAAGUUGUGACAAAUGCGUUGAUGGAUUUGAUCAUCACUGCCGGUGGUUGAACAAUUGUGUAGGGAAGAAAAAUUACAUCACAUUUGUUUCCCUUAUGGCAACAAGCCUUGUCUGGCUUAUUGUUGAAUUCGGAGUUGGUGUUGCUGUCCUUAUUCGAUGCUUUGUGGAUAGAAAGGGUAUGGAUCAUCAAAUAAUGGAGAAACUUGGCAUUGGAUUCUCGCGCCCCCCCUUUGCGACAGUUGUGGCCCUGUGCACAUUUGUAUCUUUGCUUGCCACUGUGCCUCUGGGGGAGCUAUUUUUUUUCCAUUUGAUUCUGAUUCGAAAGGUGUGGAUCACAACAUACGAGUAUGUAGUUGCCAUGAGAACUCAGAGUGAACCACCUGGACCAUCUGUUGAUGGAGGAGAGCAGCAAAGCUUGCCAACUUCGCCAACCAGUUCUGCUGUUACUACAGUGAGCGGAAGAAGCUCUAUAGGAAUGAGUUUGCAAUAUAAAGGUUCUUGGUGUACCCCUCCAAGAAUCUUCAUGGACCAUCAGGAUGAAAUUAUUCCACAUUUGGAGCCAGGACGCCUACCAUCUACGGUUGAUCCAGAUACAGUUCACGAAGCUGACAGAGCCAAAAAGUUACCACAGCGUCCAGUUCGAAUCAGUGCAUGGAAACUUGCGAAAUUGGAUUCCAGUGAGGCUUUUAAAGCAGCUGCAAAGGCUAGAGCAUCAUCAUCUGUUCUACGACCCAUAGGUUCUCGAUAUAACCUUUAUGAUGCUGGUAAGUUAUCCAGUAGCAAUGUUAGUGGAAGGAGCAGUCCAAUCAGUACUGAUCAAGGGUUUCAAAAUAAAAACGAUAGAGCAGUGGUGACAGGUCUAUCUCCUUCCAGGACUAACUCAUAUCCAGCCAGCAGUGCUAGUAAUGCUAGCAGGGAUGACAUUGAGUCAUGCCGUCAGAGUCGUGGCAACUUUAGCAGUGCUAAUGUCUCCAACCUUGCCACAUCUCCACUACAACAGCAAACUUCAAACAGCGACCACUUCAACCCCAUUUAUCAGACAUCAACAGAUCAACCUCCUUGGACAGCAAGACAAAUUGAACUAAAUGGGAAUCCUCUUCGUGAGAAUGUGGCCCAAAUUCCUAUGAGAAGAAACUUAGGUGUAGCUGAGAAUAUGAGAACAGCAGUUUAUUGGGAUCCAGAAGCUGGACGCUUUGUCUCUUCUUCAAGAGGUGCUGGUUCUUCGUCUCAGGUUCGAAGAACAGAGCUUUUGUACAAAGAUCAAUCUAUAUUUUUUGGAGGCCCUCUUGUCAACGAGCUGCUAAGCAGAGGGACAAGAACUGGUACUUCACUGGCUCCGAGCCAGGAUAGAGGAUCUACCUCAAGUCAUUAUCAGCAAGGCAGGUCACAGAGGGGUGACCAACUUCAUGUGUUUGUUCCAAGCGAUUCUCAACAAAACCAGUAUUCAUCUAGGUCUCCUUAGAGCACUAAAAUGAGGGAAUAGUGAUUUGUUUUUGCUGAUGCAUAGAGUCGGGGUUCUGUACAUUAAACUUUCCCUUUUUGUCAUUCUAGAGCAGUUUUUUUACCACUUUCUAGUGCUAUAAAAGAUGCAUCCGCUCUUGCUAACCUCCAUAAUUAAUGCAAUCGCCAAAGAACAUAGGGUUUACAUCAACAUUUUUGGCUUAUAACUUGUGUAGACUUGAUAGUUAUUGAUAAUAGUAUUCACAAGUUUGUUUUUGUUUUGAA
Messenger RNA from Populus trichocarpa (black cottonwood), 2390 nucleotides. RefSeq names its product protein S-acyltransferase 21. Gene Ontology annotation, molecular function: protein-cysteine S-palmitoyltransferase activity. Gene Ontology annotation, cellular component: endoplasmic reticulum; Golgi apparatus. Gene Ontology annotation, biological process: protein targeting to membrane; peptidyl-L-cysteine S-palmitoylation. Lineage: Eukaryota; Viridiplantae; Streptophyta; Magnoliopsida; Malpighiales; Salicaceae. The record is from RefSeq and is a predicted model, not a curated record. The transcript is spliced from 10 exons. The coding region runs from base 163 to 2127 and encodes 654 amino acids.